UAUUGGGUUUGCUCCAUAAGCAAGCUUUACUGCGACAAAUUUUGAGAAGAAAAAGGAGAUAAACAAAAAAUGGUGGCGAAAAACUCGAUUGAAUGCAACUCUGACGAAGAGACGACCAAGGUUCCUCCUAUCUUUGGAUGUCCUCCAGUUGCCUUAGACGACAAGAAACCUUCUGUUGGUGCCUCGGAUUUUGCAGUCCCUAUCAUCGACUUUGCAGGCGUCCACAAGGACGCAGUGUCACGUGAAGGCGUUGUGGAGAAGAUCAAAGACGCUGCAGAGAAGUGGGGAAUCUUCCAGGUGAUCAACCAUGGUGUUCCUUCAAGUGUUCUUGAAGAGAUUAAAGAUGGAGUUGUUAGGUUUCAUGAUGAAGAUACCGAGGUUAAGAAAUCUUACUUCUCGCUUGACUUCACGAAAACAUUUAUCUACCACAAUAAUUUCGAACUGUACAGUUCGUCUUCUGGUAACUGGAGAGACUCUUUUGCCUGUUACAUGGCUCCUAAUCCUCCAAACCCAGAGGAGAUCCCAGUGGCUUGCAGAGAUGCUAUGAUGGGAUACUUGGUGCAUGUGACGAGCUUAGGUGGUUUGCUCUUUGAACUUCUAUCAGAAGCUCUUGGUUUGAGCUCAGAGAGCCUUAAGAGUAUGGGUGUCUUGAAGGGUAUGCAUAUGAUAUGCCACUACUACCCUCCCUGCCCAACCCCUGACCUAGCUUUGGGCACAAGUAAGCAUUCGGACAACACUUUUAUCACCAUUCUUCUUCAGGACAACAUCGGGGGUCUUCAAGUUCUUCAUCAAGACUGCUGGGUUGAUGUCUCGCCUGUCCCUGGGGCACUUGUCAUCAACAUCGGUGAUUUCUUGCAGCUGAUGACAAAUGACAAGUUCAAAAGCGCGGAGCAUAGGGUGCUUGCAAACAGAGCUGGACCGAGGAUUUCAGUAGCGUCCUUUUUCAGCUCGAGCAUGAAUGCAAAUUCCACGGUUUACGGACCAAUAAAGGAGCUUCUGUCUGAAGAAAAUCCUCCAAAAUACAGAGAAUUCACUGUACCAGAGUACUCAAAGGGAUACAUUGAGAAAGGUCUGGAUGGAACAUCGUAUCUGUCGCAUUACAGGAUAUGAAACGAUAAGUGAAAAAGUUUCAGUUUGAUGCAAGAUAUAUAUAUGCAACUAUGGGGGUUCAGUCCUUAUCCAAGUUAAGUUUCUCUGUUUUUGGGUCUGCAAUAAGAAAACCAUUGUAUACCAAAAUGGUGUGUCGAAACAUUUGUGCUUCUAUCUUUCUAUUUUGCCUUACCACCAGUCCUAUAUUAUCAUAUAAUAAAGUAUUUUAUAUUGGAUCUAGA
Molecule: messenger RNA, 1331 nt
Organism: Camelina sativa (false flax)
Lineage: Eukaryota; Viridiplantae; Streptophyta; Magnoliopsida; Brassicales; Brassicaceae
Product: 1-aminocyclopropane-1-carboxylate oxidase homolog 7-like
Source: RefSeq, a predicted model, not a curated record